UCGAAAAUAAUUUUUACGGAAUAUAUUUUCCAAGAAACGAACUUUUUAAAGCGCAUUCAUGGGCAUCGCCUCGGCCUUCUUCUCGACGAUUACAACGUCCUCAUAGCCUGCCGCAGCUCCGACGUCCGCCGUCUUCCUUCUCAAUUCAAGCAGGUUAUUGUGUUUGCUGUCUGCUUUGAAAACUGAGGAGAUUAAGUGCAAGGAAAUGGCAGGAGGAAACUUUUUGCACAGGGUUAUCUCCUAUGUAGCUAAUGAGAUCGUUGUGAACGGUCUGGCUAAUAGCCCUGCUUUUCAAAGAUUUGCAGUGAGGACAUCAAAGAGACUGGAGGAGGUGUCUAAUAUGGCUGCACAAAAAAGACGAGAGAUUGCAGCCAAGGUGAAGGAUCUAUCUGAGGAAAUAGAGUCACGGAGAAACCACUAAAAGGUUUGCGUUAGUGAGAAGCUGAUUGGCAUGGAGCGCUACAUGGAUGCCCUCAUCUCCUCCCUCUCCGAAUAGUUAGAAUAAGAUGCUUGAUGUGGAGUUGGGGGAACUUAUAUGUUUUAUAGAUAUAAAAUCUAGAGCCACAUUGUGGGCUGAGUAUUUAAAGAUUGCAGUCGUUUUUCUUUUAUUUUAACGGUUCUGCGGUCACAAAAGGUCAUGACUCUGAAUCUCUGAUUAUAGAGAACCUGACUGGGAACUGCAUUUUGAUCUCAUUUGUACCCUGUUAAAAUUCAACAAUGGCUUGGUGGAUCAAAUGUGGUACCUAAUGUUAUAUUUAUUGAUGCCA
Molecule: messenger RNA, 767 nt
Organism: Eucalyptus grandis
Lineage: Eukaryota; Viridiplantae; Streptophyta; Magnoliopsida; Myrtales; Myrtaceae
Exons: 5
Coding region: 206-421 (71 amino acids)
Source: RefSeq, a predicted model, not a curated record